Messenger RNA from Cuscuta epithymum, 1495 nucleotides. The record is from the annotation of a GenBank genome assembly. NCBI's taxonomy places the organism in Eukaryota, Viridiplantae, Streptophyta, Magnoliopsida, Solanales, Convolvulaceae.
UGCUUUGCCACCCCUAUAUAAAUAGAUUAAGCAUGCACCUCGUCAUUUCAUUGUCAAGCAAAUCUAGCUUCUUAGCUGUACUCUUAUCUUCUAAUCUCAACAUUAGUAAGCUUAAGCUAGCUAAUUGUACGUACUUGGGAAUUGAAGCAUGGCUAUUUUCUCGGGUGAUCAUUGGACUCUUGCGUUUGGCAUAUGUGGAAAUAUCAUAUCCUUCUUCGUAUUUCUUGCUCCAAUGCCUACCUUUUAUCAAAUAUACAAAAAGAAAUCUACAGUGGGAUUUCAAUCAAUACCAUAUGUGGUUGCUCUCUUCAGUGCUAUGCUUUGGAUUUACUAUGCUUUUCUCAAAACCAACACGACUCUUCUCAUUACGAUCAACUCCUUUGGCUGCUUCAUCGAAACCCUCUACGUUGCCUUCUUUCUCUUCUACUCUUCAAAAAAAUCCAGGAUACAGACGAUGAAGUUGCUAAUGUUGUCGGUGGUUGGCGGAUUUGGUGCCAUAGUUCUUGUCACGCAGUUUGCUUUCAAAGGUGCAAUUCGUGCACAAGUGGUGGGGUGGAUUUGCCUUGUCUUCUCUCUCUGUGUCUUUGUCGCUCCCUUAUGCAUUCUCACGCAUGUUGUCCGUACGAAGAGCGUGGAGCAUAUGCCAUUUCUGCUAUCCGUUUUCCUCACAAUGAGUGCUGUUGCCUGGUUCUUCUAUGGUCUACUGCUAAAAGACUUCAAUAUUGCAAUACCGAACGUAUUGGGAUUCAUUUUUGGGAUUCUUCAAAUAGUGUUGUACGCCAUGUAUAAGAACAGCGCCGCCAAGAAGCCAACGAUCAUUGCAGAUCAGAAAGUCCCUGAGUUCUUAGUGCAAAACCCAUCACUAACAGUUCCAGAAGAAGAAAAUUACUGCACUAAUAAUGACAAAUUAACACAGCAGCAGCAGCUUGCUGAGCUGAAGGAGGAACAAAUGGUGAUAGACAUUGUUAAGCUGGGCUCCUUGGUUUGUUCCGACAGUAAAAUCACCACAAAUAAUGCGACUGCCGCGGCAGCUACUCCUUCCGCCCCGCCGCCUGUGGAGGUGAGGCGGGGGCGGCUGUUAUGAAAAAGAUGGCAAAUACCGCCACUACUCCGCCGCCUCUGGUUACGCCGUGCUGCUGAAUGGAGUUUAAUUUAAAUCGUUAUUAUAUUUUGAUGUGCCGAUCUAUAUAUUCUUAUAUAUGUUUCUCUGUAUGUAUCAAGUAUAUCUCCUCGAUCUUAAAUUCUUAAUAUAAUCAUAUCCUGAAGCUAAGCCACACUGUAUGUAUAAUGUAUGUACUCAUCGAUCAAAUAUAAUGUUGCUUUGAUUUAAUGAUGUCAAUUAAAUAUCCUGCUAUAUAAAGCCUAUGACGAGGGAUAUUCGUACCAUUUGUGAUUUUGUGCAACAAAAAAUUAAACCCAACUUUUUUUUGAUAAGGGCCUCAUUAGUCAUUAGAAUGAGUUAGUUAUAACGUUGGACUUAGGGGCGAAUCCAAGA